AUGCCAGUAAACUUCUUUAGCCUUCCUCCUGAACUUCGCAAUGAGAUAUACACCUAUCUCCUAAUACGCAGAGAGCCCAUUAAUCCCUGGAAUGGGGAUAAUGAGCUACAUCCCAAAAUCCUCCUCACCAAUACAGCAGUCUUACAUGAGGCUAGGGCACUACUCUAUGGACAUAAUCGCUUUGAUCUGAAGUGUGAACCUGGACAAAUAUCUGAAUUUCUUGAUACUAUUGGCUUUAUCAACGCAUCUCACCUCCAAUGUAUCUACAUCGACUUUCCAAGAUUUCACAAUGUCGAAGAGGAGGUCAGCCUGGAAGAAGGCAGCCUUCAUGACCUGGAAAUUAUCCAGUCAUACUGUACCGAUAUACGAAAGCUCAUAACAAACUUCGAAAGCACCAUUGCCAUGGAAACCUGGCUAGUCUCAUUUGACAGUCCUACGAUUUGUGUCCGGGCGUUAGCGCUGAUUGCUGCUCGUUUCAGAGCAAUUUCGUCUCUCCAAGAAAUUGUUAUCGAGGUUGACCACGACCAAGGUCCAAUUCAAAGGGAAAUGAAGAGUCAUGGAUGGAUACUCCAGGGUGUGAUGCUAGAGUUAGUAGGGGAGUGGGAGGAUUUUGAAGGUGAUGUGUAUCCUGAUAAUGAUUGCGAUGAUGAUGAUUACGAUGAUAAUGAUGGAUGGGACAGUUAUAUGAGGGGUUACCGUGCAGGUGCAUUUGGCCACCCAUCACCCUAG
Messenger RNA from Aspergillus affinis, 729 nucleotides. RefSeq lists its product as uncharacterized. The transcript has a single exon. The record is from RefSeq and is a predicted model, not a curated record. The coding region runs from base 1 to 729 and encodes 242 amino acids. Lineage: Eukaryota; Fungi; Ascomycota; Eurotiomycetes; Eurotiales; Aspergillaceae.